AUGUCGCUGCCUGACUUCUAUCCCGCCUCGCCCAAGGAGGCGCUGGCCAAGCUGUACGUGGGCAAGUCCAUCGGCGACGUGCCCACGCCCGCCGCCGUCCUCAACGUCUCCGCCGCGCGCCGCAACUGCGACCGCAUGCUGCAGGCCUGCGAGCAGCUCGACCUCGGAUGGCGCGCGCACGUCAAGACGCACAAGACUGUCGAAUUGACGCGCCUGCAAGUUGGCAAUGAUGCCAAGCGCCCGGCCAACCUGGUCGCCUCGACACUGGCCGAGGCAGAAUUCCUGCUGCCCCUUCUCAAGGAGUACCGGAGCCAGGGCCGGCGCGUGAACAUCCUGUACGGCCUUCCCUUCCCGAAAAACGCCCUCUCCCGCUUCUCCGCCAUCGCCAAGGCCCUCGGUGAGGGCAGCGUCUCCAUCCUGCUCGACGACCCGGCUCAGCUGCCCAUUGCGUCCCAGAUCAAGGAGCUGUCUGGCGUGGCGCCGCAUGCCUACCUCAAGGUCGACAUGGGCGGUCGCCGGGCCGGCAUCCCCGUGGACAACGCGCAGUUUGUGGCUGUCACGGACGCCGCGCUCGACGCCCACAGCCAAGGAAGCAUUGUUCUCUCAGGCCUGUAUUCUCACGCGGGGCACUCGUACGGCGGAGAUAGCCGCGCGGCGGCCAUCAAGAUGAUGGGCGCCGAGCUCAGCGCGCUGCUGGACGGAGCGGACCGCGUGCGCAGCAAGGUUGCUGAGAAGGGCACGGCCAACCCUCCGUCACUGACCCUGUCGGCUGGAGCGUCGCCGACUGCCCUCGCUGUCCAGAACCUGGUAUCUGGCAAGCACGGCGACGACGACGUCACUCCCGAGCUACAGGCUGAAGUCGACUCCCUGACUUCGCUAUUCAACACAAUCAAGGGCAAGGGCCACGGCGUCGAGAUCCACGCAGGCGUGUACCCGACGCUUGACCUGCAGCAGCUCGCCGCGCACAGCAUCAAGGCUUCGCACCUCUCAUGGGGUGACAUCGCCUUCACGCUGGUCGCCGAGGUGCACAGCAUUUACACCGGCCGCGGCGCCGACGGCACGGACGAGGGCCUCGUGGGCGCUGGCUGCCUGGCCCUAGGCCGAGAGACGUGCAAGGCCUACAAGGGGAUGGCCAUCCCGACGCCGUGGGGCCGCGAAGGCGUGGAGCUGCCGACGUGCGACGUGGAGGACUACACGGGGUGGAUGGUCGGCUGGGUGUCUCAGGAGCACGGAAUCCUCCAGUGGCGCUCUGGCGGGAAGAAGGAGGUCACGGAGGCGGAGAAGAAGCUCGAGGUCGGGCAGAAGCUGAGGCUGUGGCCGAACCACGCAUGCAUCACAGGAAGCCACUUUGGCUGGUACUUUGUGGUGGACGAGGAGAAGGGGGAUGAGAUUGUGGACAUUUGGGUGCGCACGAGGGGAUGGUAG
Molecule: messenger RNA, 1425 nt
Organism: Purpureocillium lilacinum
Lineage: Eukaryota; Fungi; Ascomycota; Sordariomycetes; Hypocreales; Ophiocordycipitaceae
Biological process (GO): D-serine catabolic process
Molecular function (GO): D-serine ammonia-lyase activity
Source: RefSeq, a predicted model, not a curated record